Suillus clintonianus is the source of this 1219-nucleotide messenger RNA. RefSeq lists its product as uncharacterized. Bases 133 to 1119 code for a protein of 328 amino acids. The record is from RefSeq and is a predicted model, not a curated record. The transcript has 3 exons. Lineage: Eukaryota; Fungi; Basidiomycota; Agaricomycetes; Boletales; Suillaceae.
AGCGCGUCGUCGGAGUCGAACUGGACAUCAAAACCACUUCAGAUUGAUCCAUGGUCACCAAAUUUGCGCCAUACCGGUCGGCCGGAUAUAAAGCAGGAAUAGGUCGUCCUCUUUUGUCCUUUUAGUCUUGGGAUGGUGGCCAAGGUCUUUGGGGGAGAGGCCCGGGAGAAUCGCACUAGCGAGCCGGAAAUCUUGGAAAAGGUGAAGGAGAUCGCUAAGGUGAACCAAUCCGUAGAAGGCCAUAUUCCUGUGCUGCUCUGUCACGAAAAGUUCACGAAUCCCACGUCCUCAAUCCGAGCAGCGCUUGGCUUUCCGGAACCUACCAUAGGCAGUCGUGUGCUCCACAUCCUCGUAUUCCCCAAGCUCUCCCCCAUCACGAAACUCCGCAGAGACGACCUUUGUAAUGUGUGGCGGCAAUGUAUCCUAUGCCACAUUGCUUUGUGGAAGGAAGGGGUCUAUCAUCGAGAUAUCAGCCCUGAAAACAUGAUGUGGUACCGUGACAAGCUCGGGAAGCUUAUGGGUGUGUUGAACGACUAUGAUCUAUCGUUGUUGAAGGAGGCGCUGGGUCCUCAGGGCAACGAGCGCACGGGAACGGUGCCGUUUAUGGCGCUCGAUCUUCUCGCCCCAAAGGCACAACGAGGCGAAGUCAAACACCUAUAUCGUCAUGAUAUGGAGUCGUUCGUGUGGGUUUUCAUCUGGAUUUGCUUCCGUUACAACAGCGAAGGAGACCUCCUACCACCGGCAGCGCGCCGCUUCGAUGCAUGGGCAACUUUAGGCGCCUCGACAUGUCGCGAAAAGAAGCGAGAUUUCCUGGCUGAUAUGGGAAGGUGCUCCCGCCCAAACGACAUAGGGCGUCUGACGUGGUUUUUCCUUCUGCAGUGUGCCUGGGUGCUUGAAGAAUAUCGUCAUCAUCGGUCUAAUCAGCAACUUGGUCAGAAACUUAGUCGGCUCGCAGGAGUAAUCCCGGUCGACGGACUUCCAGGAGUGGUCGAGCAGUCAGAGCCUGAGGAAGAUGAAACAGAGGAAGAUGAAACUGAACAGGAUAUGGAUAUUUUCCUAGGCAUGUUUACCGCGACCACGGGCUGGCAAGAGCUCGAGCGCCGCAUCCGUUCACAGUGAUUUUCCUACUCAUGACUUUCUGAAUAUAAAUCGGUGUAACUUUUAGUUGUUCAAACAUUUAUGUAGAUAGAUAUAUAGAAUAUUACGAGCUGCCGCUUUC